CCCUUCCCCGGUCGACCGCUAGGGGGCGCUGUGGCGACGAAAGCAGGCCGAGCAUCAGCAGUUUUACCUCGCUGCCCUUUCCCAGCACCGUCUCACCUUCAACCGGCCGGGCGCAACUCCACCGCCGCAUCCGAGAAAGACAAGGGGACGCACACAAAAGAAGAACGACAGCGUAAGUUUCACCAGGAGGAGAGGCCGAGAAAUAUCAGUGUAGGUCGCGUUAAUGAUGUAGGGCAUCGCUUGGAGAUUAACAUCUAACUGAGCCUCGUUGCGACACGGAGACAGCGUCCGACUGCGCACGAAUAAAUCCCCUCCUCUGUCAGCUCUGCCGGGAGAAAAUACCUGCACCACGAGCCCCGUCCAAGCAGAAGGCCCGAGUCUCUGCGCAUCGUUUAUUUUGACGGUCACAUCAGGCCCCGCUCCGCGUCGGACCGCCUCCAGCAUCUUCCCUCUCAGCAGAAAACAGCAUCCUUCCUCCGCCGAAUCUGCGCCAUGGCCGACGUCCCAGCCGAGUGCAACAUAAAAGUGCUGUGUCGCUUUCGUCCCCUCAACCAGUCGGAGAUCGUCCGCGGGGACCUGUUUCUGCCCAAAUUCCAGGCGGACGACACGGUCGUCGUGGGGGGAAAGUCCUACGCGUUCGAUCGCGUGUUUCCCACCAACACCACCCAGGAGCAGGUGUACAACACCUGCGCCAAGCAGAUCGUGAAAGACGUGUUGUGUGGCUACAAUGGCACCAUCUUCGCAUAUGGACAGACGUCCUCGGGGAAGACUCACACCAUGGAGGGCAAACUGCACGACCCUCACCAGAUGGGCAUCAUUCCUCGCAUCGCAGAGGACAUCUUCAACCACAUCUUCGCCAUGGAUGAAAACCUUGAGUUCCACAUCAAGGUUUCCUACUUUGAAAUCUACAUGGACAAAAUUCGUGACCUGCUUGAUGUGACAAAGACAAACUUGUCCGUUCAUGAAGAUAAGAACCGAGUUCCAUACGUCAAGGGGUGCACUGAGCGUUUUGUCUCCAGUCCUGAUGAGGUCAUGGAUGUGAUCGAUGAGGGCAAAGCUAACCGCCACGUCGCUGUGACCAACAUGAACGAGCACAGCUCUCGCAGCCACAGCAUCUUCCUGAUCAACAUCAAGCAGGAGCACGUGGAGACCGAGCAGAAGCUGUGCGGGAAGCUCUACCUGGUGGAUCUGGCCGGAAGCGAGAAGGUCAGCAAGACGGGAGCUGCAGGAUCUGUUCUGGAUGAGGCUAAAAACAUCAACAAGUCUCUCUCUGCUCUGGGAAACGUCAUCUCUGCCUUGGCAGAGGGCACGAAAAGCCACGUGCCGUAUCGCGACAGCAAAAUGACCCGCAUCCUGCAGGACUCGCUGGGCGGCAACUGCCGCACCACCAUGUUCAUCUGCUGCUCCCCCUCCAGCUACAACGAAACCGAGACCAAGUCCACUCUGAUGUUUGGACAACGCGCCAAGACCAUCAGGAACACGGCCUCCAUCAACCUGGAGCUGACGGCGGAGCAGUGGAAGCGGAAGUACGAGAAGGAGAAGGAGAAGAACAAGACCCUGAAGGACACCAUCCAGAAGCUGGAGUGUGAGCUGAACCGCUGGAGGAACGGGGAGAACGUGCCCGAGACGGAGCAGACCACCCCGGACGCCGUGACCCGCUUCGAGUCGGUGGAGGAGCGGCCCGUUUUGGACAACGACACGUCCUCCAUCGUGGUCCGCAUCUCCGAAGAGGAGCGUCAGAAAUAUGAGGAGGAGAUCCGCAAGCUGUACAAGCAGCUGGACGAUAAGGAUGAUGAGAUCAACCUGCAGUGUCAGUUGGUGGAGAAGCUCAAGCAGCAGAUGUUAGACCAGGAUGAGCUGCUGGCCUCCUCCCGCGGCGAUGGGGACAAGGUGCAGGCGGAGCUCGGCAGGCUGCAGGUGGAGAGCGACUGCGCCAAAGCGGAGGUGAAGGAGGUGCUGCAGGCUCUGGAGGAGCUGGCCAUCAACUACGACCAGAAGAGCCAGGAGGUGGAGGAGAAGGGGCUGCAGAACCAGCUGCUGGCCGACCAGCUGGCCCAGAAAAUGGCCAGUCUGAUGGAGCUGGAGGCGGAGUUGUCCCGCAUGCAGGAGGUGAGCGGGCAGCAGAGGAAGCGCAUCGCAGACGUCCUCAACGGUCUGAUGCGGGACCUCAGCGAGUUCAGCACCAUCGUGGGCAACGGCGAGAUCAAGCUGCCGGUGGAGAUCAGCGGGGCCAUCGAGGAGGAGUUCACCGUGGCUCGCCUCUACAUCAGCAAGAUCAAGUCGGAGGUGAAGAGCAUGGUGAAGCGCUGCCGCCAGCUGGAGAACAUGCAGCUGGAGUGCCACCGCAAGAUGGAGGAGACGGGCCGGGAGCUGUCCUCCUGCCAGCUCCUCAUCUCUCAGCACGAGGCCAAGAUCCGCUCGCUGACCGAAUACAUGCAGAGCGUGGAGCAGAAGAAGAGGCAGCUGGAGGAGAGCCACGACUCGCUGAGCGAGGAGCUGGCCAAGCUGCAGGAGCAGGACAACUCCCUGCUUGAGGAGAAGGAGGGAGAAAAGGGUGAGACCGAGGAUGGGAGUGUGAAGAAGAGGGGGGAGUCCCACCGCGGCCUCCACCACAAGCAGCUGGCCCGUCUGCGGGACGAGAUCAACGAGAAGCAGCGGCUGAUCGACGAGCUCACCGAUCGUAACUCCAAGCUGGAGCUGGAGCUGGCGCAGGUUCGCGCCGACUUCGAGCGCCUGAAGAGUCAGGACAGCACCAAGAGUGAGCGGCUGGAGGAGCUCUCAUUCCUGCACGAGCGCCACGAGCAGACCAAACAGGACUUGAAGGGUCUGGAGGAGACAGUCGCCCGCGAACUCCAGACCCUCCACAACCUGCGCAAGCUGUUCGUUCAAGACCUCACGUCGCGGGUUAAAAAAAGUUCCGAAAUGGAGCCUGAUGAUAGCGGGGGGUCUUGCACCCAGAAGCAGAAGAUUUCCUUUCUUGAGAAUAACCUGGACCAACUUACAAAGGUUCACAAACAGCUGGUUCGUGACAAUGCAGAUCUGCGCUGUGAGCUUCCAAAGCUGGAGAAACGUCUUCGGUCUACUGCUGAGAGAGUUAAGGCCCUGGAGACUGCACUGAGGGACGCCAAGGAGGGCGCCAUGUUGGACCGCCGCCGCUACCAGCAGGAGGUCGACCGCAUCAAAGACGCCAUGAGGGCAAAGAUUGCCAUGAGGCGCCCCCAUGCGGCGCAGAUCGCAAAACCAGUGAGACCCAAGCAGCUGCCGGUGUGCUCCCCCACGAACCCGUUCUACACCUACAUCCGAGCCACUGAACAGGCCAACACCUACAGCAACGCCCUCUUCCAGAGCAACGUGACACAGAGCCCGGCCGGCACCAACUGCAACCCCAACUCUGUGCAGAGCAACACAGUCUCCACGGCCCUGGGUUACAGAGCAGGCAGGUAUAAUGGAGACAUCCUGGAGUCCUACCCACUGAACAUUGACAACGGUAACAGCAUCAGUGAAACGAGAGACAUCAAUGACAACAGGAGUGAUGUUCACUGCGGCAGCGAGGUGGAUGAUUCAAACAGGCACUACAUCAUUCAGCAGGAGACCGCUGCGAGUUAAUGCCAUGAAGACGACCACACACUGUACCCGUCCAGGGGCCUCCCCUCCCAUCUGCAUGCAGCCCCCGUCCCUCUGCAUCACUGAAGACCUGUAGCCCUAUAGUCCCUAAAUAGAUGAAGUCCGUCCUGCUCCUGUGGUGAUCACGUUCGCCCUCGGGUUUGGGAUUCAGUCCCUUCUAGUUUUAUCUGUUAAAUUAUUAUUUUUAUUUAUUCUAAAUAUUUAUUUAUUGAAACUAUUACUACAGAGUACCCUUUAGUUCUUAAGGUUAUCAUGUCCUGAGAUGGUUGAACUGCAGUGGCUGAGCCCAUCCCUGAUUGCACACAUGCCUUGUAAAUAUUAGUGCCAUUUGCUCCACUAGAGGUUUUUGACCAGCAGCUGUUUGUGUGAAUGCACAGCCUCCGCGUCCCCCGCACACGCCUCCUUAAGGACAUCGUGUGGACGACGCUCCGUAGGCAGACGUGACCUUUCUCCCCGUCGUAAAUAGGAAGACGGAGGCUAACGCCAGCUAGUAACAGAAGCCCCCUCGCCGCAUGUCGCGUAGCGGGUUGGCUUUCCAGCCCUUGCAUGUGUCAUGAAUCCGGUCGGGAGCUGGAAUGCGGAUCGACUUCCACGGAUGUCACAGCAGGAGAUGAUGGGCUCCCUUGAUCCUAAUCCUGGCCUCAGCGCUUUACGUUUUCUUUUCCAGGGUACGUUUGAAUCCAGCACUGGGUUGUUGAGGCUUUACUGCGAGAAAAAUGAGCGACCCAGGUUUAAUUUGAUCCAAGAGGAAAUCAGAGGCUCAGGGCGUGAGGGAAGCCUGCUUUGAUGCUGUGAUGCUGUAGCUGUAAGGUGCCGCCGUACGCUCAGAUAACGCUGUCAUAAUUGCAUCCGCACCUUGUUAGUCUUUAUACCGAGCCUUAACAACAGCUGAUUUCUCAUGAUAAAAGCCGCACGCUGUCACGUGCAUACGUUUGUAAUCACUACCUCUAGAGCUUAAAUUAAGGUCAUAAAUAACCUUUUAAAUAAGGAACAAGUUGUUAGUAAGAGUUUCUAAAAAAGGUGCAAAUCUACUACAUAAAAAGCUGUAAGUACAUUUAAAUGCUCGUUUAGUCAUUUUGUCCUUCUGCUCACACUGUUCGUGCAUAAACUCUGUUCAUCGAGUGUCAGGAUCACAGCUGAGUGAAAAACUGCAGCAGAGGUACAAUAGAAAGCCUGGAAAAACCAUAUCAGGGAAGUCGCUGUGGAACGGGAAAAUGUUACAUAGAGAGGAAAAACAGACUAUGACAGUAAAACACACUUUGGAUGUUCUUUAGUGAUUCGGUUUGUAAACAGAUCCAUGGGAAAUGGAUGUGUUAGUGUGUCUCAGUCCCAGCUGAGCAGCCACCAGUCUGGGACUCGACACUUUUGCUGCACAGAAAUUCUUCUGUUACAAAUCCUGACCAACCACUCAGGAUAGAAGAAAGCAGCAGGUCCGAGGCAGGUGAUGGAUCUGUGCGACUUGGACUCAAUCUCCCACUGAGACGUCAGAUUAGGUCAAAUGUAUUAAAGGAGGAACAUAAGGACUUCUAGAUCUGACUGAAUUGGAGCACUUAUCACUAUUUGCCAUAGCACUGUUUUGGAUAUUACACUCUAUAUGCAGUAUUUCCCUUGGAAAAAGACCGUACGCGUGCACGUCUCAUCAUCAGCAGCUGCUUAAACUCUGCUGGUCACUUUUAGCAUCAUGUUCGCAUGCUGCAGUAAUAAUCACAGAUAGAUACAGUGACUUUCCUCCCCUCGGCUGCGUGAUCCUCCUUCCUGACAGUCCCGCUCCUUCGCACUGGCAUUAACAACAUCUCAGGGCUUCCCAUGCACAGACGCAGCCUCCAUCGCCGUCUUCCUCAUAGACAUAAACCUUCGCGGACAUGGAAGUCGGCGUGUGCUCUUCGAGGCUUAGCAGAGGAACAGAAUGAUGCAUUUAAUAUUAUAGAAAGAACAUCAUUUUGUAAAUAUAUGACAUCUCCAUAAAAACAUGACAUGCAGAAUGAAACGACCCCCUGCGACCCUGCUGCAUCAUGUAAGUGUAGUAAAACCAGUCCAAAGGAGGAAAACCUGUGCGAUAUUGUCACCUGCUGCCCCACUGUCUCAGUUCAACAUAUCUAAAAUACACGUGCUAUAUAUUGUUAAUCUUGUAAGUAAACUAGCGCAGAUGAACAGCGUGUUCAAACAAAUGUCUGUUUUUAUUUCUGUAUGCCUGUACUGUAGCAUCAACACGAUUAUGUGAAGCAUCACCGUACAAAAUCUAUGUAAAUAUAUAACUCACCACUAUGCUAUAAUGUAUGUGAACCAUUGUGUUGUAGUUAAUAGUUCAAUAAACUUGUAGAAAGGA
Betta splendens (Siamese fighting fish) is the source of this 5950-nucleotide messenger RNA. It is a transcript of the gene kif5aa, whose product is annotated as kinesin family member 5A, a. The record is from RefSeq and is a predicted model, not a curated record. Gene Ontology annotation, molecular function: microtubule binding; ATP binding; microtubule motor activity. NCBI's taxonomy places the organism in Eukaryota, Metazoa, Chordata, Actinopteri, Anabantiformes, Osphronemidae. The transcript is spliced from 29 exons. Gene Ontology annotation, biological process: microtubule-based movement. Bases 493 to 3606 code for a protein of 1037 amino acids.